Molecule: messenger RNA, 1357 nt
Organism: Selaginella moellendorffii
Lineage: Eukaryota; Viridiplantae; Streptophyta; Lycopodiopsida; Selaginellales; Selaginellaceae
Product: putative MO25-like protein At5g47540
Exons: 11
Coding region: 276-1298 (340 amino acids)
Biological process (GO): intracellular signal transduction
Molecular function (GO): protein serine/threonine kinase activator activity
Source: RefSeq, a predicted model, not a curated record
GGCUAGGCUAGGCGUCUUCUAUGAUUGAUAAUCAGGGUUUGGAGGAGGGGAGCGCAUGAUCGUGUUCGCUGCCGCUGCCCUCGCGCUAGGUAGGAUUCUGGCCUCUCUCGAUCUUUCCAGGCUUCUGGUGCUAGAAAUUUGUCCAUCGCGGGGUGUGUGAGGAUCACGGAAUGCGCGUGAUUGCGCCGCAUUGUGGCCCCGGCGUCGCUGUUGGCGUGGAGAUUUAUAGCGGAGGGGAGCUCGCGGCGGUGGAUUUCUAGCGGAUAAGCGGCGCCAUGAAGGGUUUCUUCAAGCACAAAUCCAAGUCGCCGGCGGAUCUAGUGCGGUCGGCGAGGGAGCUGCUCCAGGCGCUCGAUCAUGUCAACUCCCUCAAGGAUUCCAAGAGAGAGGAAAAGAUCGCGGAGCUGUGCAAAAACAUUCGAGACAUCAAAAUCUCGCUAUAUGGGAACAAUGAAUUUGAUCCUGCGCCGGACUCGUGCGCGCAAAUCACACAGGAGAUUUUCCAGCACGACACGUUUCGAUUGAUGAUAGUUUGUCUACCGAAGCUGGAGCUCGAGGCUCGAAAGGAUGUGACCCAGAUUGUUGCGAACUUACAGAGGCAGCAAGUCCAGUCGAAAGUCUUGGCUUGCGAAUACCUGGAAAGGAACAAGGAUUUGCUGGACAUGCUCAUCCUUGGAUAUGAGAAUGCGGAUCUUGCAUUGCACUACGGGACGAUGUUUCGGGAAUGCAUCCGGCAUCAAAGCAUGGCGCGGUACGUCCUGGAAUCCAGUCACUUCAAGAAGUUUUUCGAGUACAUCGAGCUGGCAAACUUUGCUGUCGCUUCGGAUGCCGCUGCGAGUUUCAAGGAGCUUCUUACGAGACAUAAAUCUACUGUGGCUGAGUACCUGGCAAGAAACUACGACUGGUUUUUUCAAGAGUACAACACGAGGCUUUUAGAAUCUCCAAACUACAUCACAAGGAGACAAGCUGUCAAGCUUCUCGGGGAUAUGCUCCUGGAUAAAUCAAACACUGCAGUGAUGAUGCGCUAUGUCGUGUCAAAAGAGAACCUUCGAAUCAUGAUGAAUCUUCUGCGGGAACCGAGCAAAAACAUCCAGAUCGAAGCCUUCCACGUUUUCAAAGUGUUCGUAGCCAAUACCAACAAGCCACCGGAGAUCGUGAGCAUCCUGGUAGCAAACCGGAGCAAGCUACUUCGAUUCUUCAGCGAUUUCAAGACAGAGCAAGAAGACAAGCAUUUCGAUCAGGACAAAGCGCAAGUCGUCAAGGAGAUUGUAAAUUUGGAGCCGAGAGAUAUGAUAUAAGAAGUCGUGGAGAGAAUAAAAGGAAAAAAUCUCGUAUUUGCCAUCUGGCGGCGCCGCUA